AAUGCAGCGGAUGUUAGGCUCCUGUUAAGGCUCUCUGUCCUUUUUUCUUGUUUUGGUUAGAUGCAUUCUGAAAUCUACGACGCACAGAAUGGAUCGAUUUCUCUCGGAGAGCAAGCGUAACUUGGAAAAGCUUGACGCUUUCACUAAAGUUCACGUCGUGCUGGGAAACGAAGCCUGCGAUUUGGAUUCCGCCGUGUCCGCUAUCGUCACUGCGUAUUUGCUGCAUGAGCUCCAGCCGGUCGCGACGUUACUCGUCGUCCCCGUGCUCAACAUCGCGAGGAAAGACGUCAAACUGCGGACGGAGAUCACGUAUUUCUUCGAACAAGUGGACAUCUCGCUAGACACGCUGGUGUGCCGGGAUGAAAUUGACCUGAAGAAACUUCUCGCUCAGUCCAAGUUGUCACUGACCCUUGUGGAUCACAAUCUUUUGCCCAAAGAAGAUGCUGACUUGCAACCUGCAGUCCAGGAGAUCAUUGACCACCACAGGUUGGAAACAUCUCACAGGUGUGACAAGACAGUUGAAAUGGUUGGAUCAUGCUGCACACUGGUAGCCGAGAAAGUUUUGCACUCCAAGCCAGAGCUUUUCACCCCUCAGGUUGCUCUUUUGCUUUACGGCACAAUACUCCUGGACACAGUGUGCCUCUCCGAGUCUGCUCGGAGAACGACAGCCAAGGACUUGGAAAUGGUGUCCAAGUUGCAGGCAGUGCUUCCCGACCUCAACAAGGAGGAAGUCUUCAAGCCACUGUGUAGAGCUAAGUCCAAUGUUGAAGGCUUGACUUUGGAUGAGCUCCUUCGCAAGGACCUCAAGGUUGUUUGCUCAUCCGCAAAGCGCAUAGCAUUAUCAUCGGUGCCUGCAGAAUUAAAGAGCAUCUGUCAGGAGAACACUAUGGAGGCAGAGCUGGGCAAGUUCUGCAAGACGCACGGCUACAGUGCACUCAUCAUCCUCACCAUAGCUGUUGAUGAGAAAAGCAAUUCGGUACAGAGGCAGCUAGCAGUCUUCUCUCCAGACAUUGUGCUCAAGCAGCAGUUGACGUCGACACUAUUGGCUGUGGGAGACCCAUCUCUGGAUCUCCAGGUUUCGCACAUGUCUACAGACCACCUCAUCACGUUUGUCCAAGGCAACACGCAAGCUUCGAGAAAAGUCAUUCUUCCGGUUGUGAGAAAGUUCCUCAACACCCUUGAUGAUAACAUUCUGCCCAAGAUGAAUGAGCAUUGCCCCCAGACAAAUGGAACUCUCAGUGUGAACAAUCAACCUUGUGCACCAACAACUGCAAGCAGUCCUGAGGACACGGCAUUACGGGACCCCCCUUUCUCGCCUUCGGAUUCUUCAAAUAGCAUGUCUGAAACUGCAAAAGAUGGGGUUUCUUGCAGAGGCACAGAAAAGGUGAACGAUGAAAGCUUCAGUGCAGCGGUUGAGGCCGAUGUACCUAGUCAAGCCGCCUUCCUCUACCGAGCCCAGACGGUGGACUUCCCUGACAGCCCACACCUGAGGUCUGCGCAGAGGAAAACUGGUUCCACCUGUGGUGAAGAUGAAACAGAUGAUGAAGUUUUGUCUAGAGGAGACCACACGUCAAUUUCUGAUGCUCGAAGAGCAUUUUCCUGUUCCUCAACACCAGCCCAUGUAAGCAACCUUGAGUUGAGCCAGCCUUUGAGCCUGGCUUCGGAGUUGGAAGAAUACUAUGAGGACAGCCUCCUGAGCGGGAGACUGGCCGUUCCGAAUUUAGAAAAGUCACCCGUGUCGGCUCCCCUUGCAAGUUGCUCAUCCAGUCCUGAGUUUGAGGCCGACAAUGAAGCUGAGCCUGUGUCGAUACACAGCUUAGGUUUUUCGUCGCACGACGACGACUCCUAUGCCCUGGUCAGACACUCGACGCCCAACGCGAGCAAGACUUCGCUAGACCCUGCAGCCGAGCAGUAUUCAGACGACGUGGCUCGCAUUAAUCUACACAACCUGCCUCCUCCCUUGGAGAACGGCAACUCUUUUCUUUUCGAGGAGAAGGCUUCCGGGGAAUUGCCGGACGAAGACCUUGUCGCCAAGAUUAGGAGUUGCUUCGACGAGGCGAAAAUCAAAGAUGGCUACGUUCUGAGCGGCCGGCUACAGGACUUACUGACCCCGAAGGAAGUGGACGAGAUCGUCAACAACUAUGUGUCGUACUCCAGCUUCAUAGACGACAACAUCUUAGAGGCUGUUGUGGAAAUGGCGGGAGGGAGCCUGAGGAACGGCAGCGGUUGUCAGAGUCGAGAGAAGAAAGUGAUUGUGCCAAACUUGGAGCCGUUUGCGGACGACUCGAGCGACAUUGUAGUUGUUGCUUACGAGGAGGACAGUAGCUUUAGCCUCCGCAGCAACGGCAACAAGACGGCGAGCCUUGAAAAGAAGAGUCUAGCUCACCGCGGGGGUGGCGACACCCAUGACAAUCCGGCGGCCGAGACCUUCCACUCCUUGAAGAGGAUAGACGUUGAGGAGUUUGUCCUGAAAAAGCUGGAUAUGCUUCCCGGUACUGGAACCGCAAACAGAUUCGUGGCUGACUCGUCUCGUAGUUUGUCAUCACUGCCCGCUGACCUCUCUCGGGAGGACGAAGAGGUCAAGGUGAACGCUGCCCGCUCAGAUCCAGAACUGCCAGUCAUGGCCCUUCCAGAACAACCCUUGAACGGCAGCGCUGCUGUUGCUACUGCUGUGGACUCUCUACCCGAGUUUGUUUCUGAAGAAACGCAGCAGGAAGAUGACUACAGUGCCCCAGCAGAGAGACCCUCCAGCCUGAGUGGUGCUAACAGGAGCAGGCGCAAGAUUAAAGUGAACCCAGACAUCCUUCGUGCCCAGAUCGGUCUUGACGAUGACCAGAAGAGCCUCUCGUCGAUGAGCAACAAGAGUGACGGAGAUGUCUUCUCACCUGCGGACGACCUGGCAACGCCAGAUAUCGAGACUCCUGAUGAACUGGGUGACUCAGUACUGGGAAGAGAUGACUCGACCCUGAGUGACUCAAUUCCUGAGAUGUCUGCUCGAGAAGAGUACGCAGAGGAGAGAAGCUGGAAGACUUGCAACGUGGGUGGUGUCGAGCGCAAGAUUGACAUGAGGGUGAUUGAGCCCUACAAGAAGGUGCUAUCGCAUGGAGGCUACUUUGGGGAGGAUCAUCAAGCCAUCAUUGUGUUCAGCGCAUGUCACCUGCCUGAUCGGUGCCGGAGAGACUACGACUAUGUCAUGGAUAAUCUGUUCCUAUACGUGUUGUCUACGUUAGACCAACUCGUGGUUGAGAGCUACGUCCUGAUAUACCUUCAUGGAGCCACUGAGCGCAGCAAGAUGCCCAGCUUUGGCUGGCUCAAGCGCUGCUACCAAAUGAUUGACAGAAGGUUGCGGAAAAACUUGAAGGGGCUUUAUCUUGUGCAUCCCACAUUCUGGCUAAAGACUAUCGUCAUUAUGACCAGGCCUUUUAUCAGCUCAAAGUUUAGCAGGAAACUGCGUUUUGUAUAUAGCCUCGAAGAGUUGUCAUGGGUGGUACCACUAGACCACGUGUGCAUACCUGACAAAGUGAAGCAAUUGGAGUUUGAUAACAUGAUCAAGGAGAAGAAGAGAAAACUGGGGAGCAAGAAGGUUCUUCCAGGACCAAGGCAGGUCACGGAUGACGCAUCUUAGCAGCUGUGUUGCCCGUAGCACCCGGUGGGCCGAUGAAGCAGGUGCUUUGUCAAAACUAUAGUCAUUGUGGGUAUGGCAGUCGUUGUGACUUCUAGCUCCUCAGCACUGUACAGAGUAGACCCUUAGCACUCGCAUUCAUUUGACUUAGUUGUACAGCUGAUGUGUUUGUUGGCUCGUACUAUGUAAGCUUGUAAACCAUCCAAGAAUGAGAAGCUGUAAGAUGUGAGUAAACGAUGUCAAGACCUUGAAAUUUUAUUUGAAAGUAUGAUUUUAAUUUUUAUACAGUUUAAGAUAUAUUUAUAGAAACGAAAGGCUGUCAUCGCAAAAUGUGUGACCCCCCUUGUGAUUUUUGUGGAUUUACGCCACCGAGUAUGGCAGUCGUUGCGACUUUUAGCUCCUCAGCACUGUACAGAGUAGAGACCCUUAGCACUCGCAUUCAUUUGACUUAGUUGUACAGCUGAUGUGUUUGUUGGCUCGUACUAUGUAAGCUUGUAAACCAUCCAAGAAUGAGAAGCUGUAAGUUGCGACUAGACGAUGUCAAGACCUUGAAGUUAUAUUCGAAAGUAUGAUUUUAAUUUUUAUAUAAUUUAAAGUAUGUUUAUAGAAACAAAAUGGCUGCCAUCGCAAAAUGUGCAACCCCCCUUGCGAUUUUUGUGGAUUUACGCCACCGAGUAUGGCAGUCGUUGUGACUUCUAGCUUCUCAGCACUGUAUAGAGUAGAGACCCUUAGCACUCGCAUUCAUUUGACUUAGUUGUACAGCUGAUGUGUUUGUUGGCUCGUACUAUAUAUAAGCUUGAAAACGAGCUAAGAAUGAGGAGCUGUAAGUUGCGAGUAGACUAUGUCGAGACCUGGGAAUGCAUGUAUUUAUAUUGUGUUUGCAAAAAUAAGUGUGUUUCUUCCUAAUGUUCUUUUAUGUGCUUUUUUCUUCGCAGCUUCCACAGAAAGCUGCGCUUUAAAAUAUGUGCCGGCUAGCUCAUAUGCUUCAAUGACAUCAAAUUUUACCUUUUGUAUAUUAAGUGCACAGAAAUGUACAGUUACUAACUUUUGUCAAAGAAGGUCACAUGUAUAAUUUUAUGAGGGAGUGUAAAAAACAAAAACAAAAAAACUAGAUGGUGCUGCACAUAAGGACUGAAGAUACUUUUAGCACUGCUUCUAUGCUACGCUUCUUACCAAACAUAUCAUUGCUGCCUGUACAUCCGUUUUGUAAGUGUGCAGUGCUGAAUGCAUUCGUUGUUCAUAAAGCACCUUAUGAGAUUUUUCGCUGAUGUGUUGUAGCUUUUGUAGGUGAACUAAGUUUCUAAUCAGCCAGUGGUGUAGCACUGAGUGCUAUUCAAGUCAUUGAACUUAGCAGUACUAUCUCGACUGUGUGAGCAGUGGCAGUGCUUAUUGUAUGUACAUCAUGCCUAAGCGGUCUUGGUGCCGGUGUUAUUUCUGAGAAAAAAAAAAAACCGUUGCUGUUACAAGAGCUUGUUUCUAGUUGCAGAGUUUAUAGAGUAGUUGACUGUUAACCCAGAGUUGUUUGCACUUAGUAUUCCGAAGCACCAACUUGCCAGCAUGCCUCCACGUGCAUGUUUCGUUUCCACUCAACUGUUGUGCGCUGAAUGUGCCAGCAAACACGGGCCCUCAAGUAUUGAAAACACACAUAUAACCUGUUCAAUCUUCCUAUCCUAGCACUGUUGUUUGUUGUAGUUCCGAUAAUAGUCAAGACAGACAUAUAUUUUGUAUGUGCACUUACCAUGUUGGAACAGCACCCAUUGGGCACGCACUAUCAUAGACCUGAAUCCAAGAAUACUGGUGUUUGUGCAAAAGAUGUGUUCGGGAUGUUUUUAGGCAGCACAAGGUAAUGUCAGGAACUGUUGACAGGAAUUCAAUAAAAAUGUUCAUGUUAUCCCAUGGAAUUAUCUAAUGAGCUCGGGUAGAUUUGUUGUUACAACAGGUUUCCCUACAUGGCUGGGAAGGCACCAGUACUUUGCCACUGCUUGUUCCACUUGCAUGUUUUGUUUUGUUAUGACUAGCGCGUGUGCGAAAGCUCUUUCGACUGCUUUGAGCUUGCAUUACAGCGCGAUGCUGGCCUGUGCCUGAAAUUUUGCAUGCUUUCAUAAUUGCAGCACGCAUAGUUAGUUGUUGGCGACUACCUGAAAUUUGCUUGAGACCUAGAGGAGUUGCAUGUUUUAAGACUAUAGUUGCUGCGCGAUGGUGUUCACGGCUCUUGUCUGCCGCAUUGCUCGUCCGCACUAGUGGGAUAACAAGUCUAAGGCAAGAACACUCCUGUAGGUGAAAGGUAUACAAUAAUGUUUGAGCUUUGUUGCAGUACAAUAAGCAUUGUUAAUUGCUGCUCUCAAGAUGUUAUUAAACUGUUUGUAGCUCAGUACUUAAACACCUGUGAGGGCCUGAUCAAACUGUAGGCUAGUUGUUGGAGACAUUAUUUCCUGUACUCAGAAAAGUGUAACCAGUGGACCGUUCAAUAAAAGAAGAAAU
Messenger RNA from Rhipicephalus sanguineus (brown dog tick), 6103 nucleotides. RefSeq lists its product as uncharacterized. Lineage: Eukaryota; Metazoa; Arthropoda; Arachnida; Ixodida; Ixodidae. Gene Ontology annotation, molecular function: exopolyphosphatase activity. Bases 89 to 3625 code for a protein of 1178 amino acids. The transcript has 21 exons. The record is from RefSeq and is a predicted model, not a curated record. Gene Ontology annotation, cellular component: cytoplasm.